GGCGAUUCUGCUUCCUGGUGCAGAUUUUUUUGGAGCUGUUGUUAUUGUCAAUUUUGUCGAAGAACUUGCUUUUUGUAUGUUGAGUUAUGUGCGAUAAACGCGUUACUAUUUUCAAAAAUGGAACGAAAGCUAAAGGAAAGGUUAUAUUUGUAUGUGACAGCUUAGAUUUAUUUUUAAAAAAGUGCAGUAAAAAGCUCGAAAUCGAUGCGAAAUUAAUUUUUACCGAAGACGGUGGCGAAAUCGAUGAUAUCCACUUAAUCCGUGACAACGAUAAACUGUUUAUAUCAUCGGGUGAACAUUUUAUAAACGAAAAAAAAUUACCAUCGGAAUGGAUCACUUUAAAUAUUGGCGGGAAAUUAUUUACCACAUCAAAAACCACCCUGACAACAAAAGAUCCUUUUAGUAUGUUGGCGCGGAUGUUUGCUGAAGAAAAAGGGGACUACAUUUACACCCCAAGCAAUAAAGACGCCUCAGGAGCUUUCCUUAUCGAUCGUAGCCCAACUUAUUUUGAACCAAUCUUGUAUUAUCUUCGAAACGGUCAAUUAAUUUAUGAUGAUAACGUCAAUCCUGAAGGAAUACUUGAAGAGGCUAGAUUCUAUGGUAUUGAAUCUUUAGUUCCUAUUUUAGAAAGAAUUAUUACAGCGAGACAAAUCCCGCGAGAUGAACUUCCUCUAACUAGAAGAGACAUUAUUGAUGCAUUAAUUCGAUGCCCUUACACUUCAGAAUUAAGAUUCCAAGGUGUUAGUUUAGCCGGAGCCGAUUUAAGUAAAUUAGAUCUCAGAUAUAUUAAUUUUAAAUAUGCCAAUAUGCAGAAUUGUAAGUUAGUUGGAGCCAAUUUGAGUUGGUGUUGUUUGGAAAGGGCCGAUUUAUCUCAAGCUAUUUUAGAUGGAGCUCAAUUACUUGGUGUUAAAAGUUUAUGUGCAAACAUGGAAGGUGCCCAAUUACGAAAUUGUAACUUUGAAGAUCCAGCUGGAAGUAGGGCUAAUAUGGAAGGUGUGAAUUUGAAAGGUGCCAAUUUGGAAGGAAGCGAUAUGGGUGGUGUUAAUUUGCGUGUUGCAACUCUUAAGAAUGCUAAGCUAAAGAAUUGCGAUUUGAGAGCUGCUGUUAUGGCAGGGGCAGAUCUUGAGAAUUGCGACUUGUCUGGAAGUGAUUUACAUGAAGCAAACUUAAGAGGGGCCAACCUAAAAGAUGCUACCUUUGAAUUAAUGAUGACCCCUUUGCAUAUGUCUCAAACUAUUCGUUGAAAUAAAAACGAUUUGGAAUGAGGAAAAUGAAGAAAUUAAUAGUUUUAAUUAUCUGUGAUUCUUCAAGUAAUCUUUUUUUAAAUAUUUUGUUAUAUUUGGUAUUAUGGACUUUUAUCUCAUUUACAUUUAUUGUUAUGUAUAUGUAUUAUAAAAAUAAUUAAUUAAAUAUUAUUAACCUAACUUA
This is a messenger RNA of Onthophagus taurus, 1428 nucleotides long. Its product is annotated as BTB/POZ domain-containing protein KCTD9. The record is from RefSeq and is a predicted model, not a curated record. Gene Ontology annotation, molecular function: protein binding. Gene Ontology annotation, biological process: protein homooligomerization; intracellular signal transduction. NCBI's taxonomy places the organism in Eukaryota, Metazoa, Arthropoda, Insecta, Coleoptera, Scarabaeidae.